AUGAUGCAGGGAGUAGCAGCUAGGUAUCAUCACAAAGGCAAAAGAAGAGAGCACCUCAAGGCAACACAUCAACUCAAAGAGUUACAAGACAAUCAAGGCAGAAACAAGCAUCAUCUUCUACACAAUCAAGGGAAAACAACCAAUAAUAUAUCAAAGGCUAAAAAAAGGACCAAUCAUCACCAAGCAUCUUCUCAGUCUACCCAAGGUCCUCAACCAUCUCACCAACCAGCUCAACCAUCUCAAGCUUCUCGGUUUGAAGAAGCGUCUCAGUUUGAACAAGCAUCUUAA
This is a messenger RNA of Prunus armeniaca (apricot), 288 nucleotides long. The record is from the annotation of a GenBank genome assembly. NCBI's taxonomy places the organism in Eukaryota, Viridiplantae, Streptophyta, Magnoliopsida, Rosales, Rosaceae.